GAGUGAGGCUAGGGCGAGGUGAACUUGGCCCCCAGACGCGUGGACUCCGCGCUGAUCCGAACUAGUCUGGCCACCACCUCACCUCAACACGAUCAUCAAUUAUCCCGAUGUAGACCUUGUACCUUGAGCACCUGAAAUGCGCGUGUUCACCCUAAACUUUUCCUUAUUAAUCCACCAUAGCUCCAGGACGUCAUGGAGGGCUCGUUUAUACGUUUUCGUCUAGAGUCUAAGCAUCCUCCCGUAAGCGUUACCGCUACUGGAUCGAAAACAAAACGACGAACAAAGACAGGAUGCCUGACGUGCAGGACGCGUCGCAAAAAAUGUGAUGAGCUGAAGCCUUCAUGUGUCGCCUGCCGGCGCAAUUACUUUACUUGCAGAUGGCCAGACACGAAUUCGAUCCGUGAAGAGGGUUCCUCGCCCAAUGCUUCUGCCGAGAAGAGAGCAUCAUGGCAGCUGACACAGACCUCACUGAAUCCAUCAUAUAUCCUUACUAGCCAGCCUUUCGGCUACAAAGCCAGGGAUUCCUACCUCCUAGAACAUUACGUGUUGGUCACGUCUCAGCAGCUGACUGGACGAGAACACAAGCAGAACCCGUUUCUUGAGCUUCUCAUGCCACUAGCAUUGCAGGAUAGCAGGGUGCUUGAAGGCGUGUUGGCUGUGAGUGGGGCACACCUCAGUUUCCAAGACCAACGUUUCGAAUCCGAUGCACGUUCGCACUAUGCAGGAACCGUUCGAAGUGUCAAGUACACGCUGCUGGCCUGGGGGAUGCUGGAAACGCAUGACAUGAUAGCACUGUUGACAACAACACUGCUCCUCGGUUAUUUUGAAAGCAUCAUCGGCGACACACGCGGCAGCGUCUUCCAUCACCUGCGUGCGAGCCGCACGAUCCUCCUCGAAUUGCAGAGCCGGCGCAUUCCAGAUCCCUCCCACCUCGCCUUUUUAACAGAGUGGUAUGCCUUCACAGCGAUAACCGCAAACGUGACACUGCACACCUCCUUCGCCACCAUGGACCGGGACAUUCCCACCGACAACUUCCUCUCCGCCGACGCCCUGCAAAGUCUCAACAAAGGGACAGCAAGCUAUGGCGUCCUCUUUGGCGCAGCACACAAAUUGCUUGCCCUCAUCGUGCCCAUCAGAGACGCAGCCCGUCGUCUGUCACACUCCCCCGAUCUCUCGGCACACCAUGAACAAUUACAUGCCUUCGAAGCACAGAUCCGCGCCAGCAACACAGGCGUCUUGCGCGCUCACCCCACCGCCUCAGAAGUCGGCGCCGCAAUCUACCACCAGGCUCUCCUUGUCUAUCUCCACACCACCUUCCACGGUACCGCCCCGCCAACCCCCGCGCUCUACGCAACCAUCGAUCCCUGUGUCGACCGCUUAUUCGAGCUCAUGCGGGCCAUGCGAUCUCAGUCUGCGGUCAUUACUACGCUCAUGUGGCCGGCGCUGGUGAUCGGGUCGUGUGUGCGGAAGGAGGGGCAGCAGGCGAGGUUCUCGGCGUAUAUGGAGGCACUGCCGCUGCGGAUGGGGAGUUGUCAGCGGGUGCGGGAGGUGUUGAGGUGUAUGUGGGAGGCGCGGAGGGAGGAUGAGAGGGUAUACGGGCCGUAUGGGUUGGAGAUUGUGAUGGGCAAGAUGAAUAUUAAUCUUUGUGUUUCGUAGGACGGGCGCAAUCUUGUGUGAAGUCAGAAAGUGCAUUUGGGUAUUAUUGACCCAUCAAGGCAUUUCAGAACUGGAACAAGUGAUGUAACAUCCCU
Paraphaeosphaeria sporulosa is the source of this 1751-nucleotide messenger RNA. RefSeq lists its product as uncharacterized. Bases 193 to 1656 code for a protein of 487 amino acids. Gene Ontology annotation, molecular function: DNA-binding transcription factor activity, RNA polymerase II-specific; zinc ion binding; transcription cis-regulatory region binding. The transcript has 2 exons. Gene Ontology annotation, cellular component: nucleus. Gene Ontology annotation, biological process: positive regulation of transcription by RNA polymerase II. The record is from RefSeq and is a predicted model, not a curated record. NCBI's taxonomy places the organism in Eukaryota, Fungi, Ascomycota, Dothideomycetes, Pleosporales, Didymosphaeriaceae.